ACGUGAUUUGGAGGAUGCCCACUCUGUAUCAAGUUGGUUCGGACUACGGUACGGCCGCGGGACGCAUACGCUUCUCACGUCACUCACGUACGGAACACGCGCCGCGCGGGAAACUAGGAUUUUCACGUGUGUACGUAUUGGACUCGAUUUGUGCAACACUGUCUUCACUUCUGUGGGGAACAUUCUUAUUUUGAACCUUUUUUCUACAUAAUUAUACAAAUAAGGUGGUAUAAAUUAAAACUAACGUUGUGAUUGCAAACAUUUAUUCGUUAUGUGUGAUACAGAAAAAACAGAAUUAUUAAGUGCAAUAUUUUACUAUAUAUUUGGUAUAGUGCUACAUGUGUGUCGGGAGGGCUUUUAUAAAUAUUGAGCGAUUGAUAUGGGAGCUUUAAGGAAAAGGAACCAUACACACCCGGAAAAACCGAAAGGAAAACUAAGGAGACUACGCGAUAAUGCAGGCAAAAUGGCAAAAGUGAGGGAUGACAAAAAAUCAGAGGACAAGGAAACAUCAAUAACAUAUUUCAAUGGCGCAUGCGACGACCAGUCAUGUGGUGGGAUCGAAGAGGUGGCGUGUAGGCCGUACAACAACAACACACAACAUUUCUGUCUGUGCACUUCUAAUGGGAAGCCCACCGUCAAUUAUAAUUGCCCAAGGAGUACAGUGCCAGUAAACCCUAAUCCAAUUCACAAUGUGAUCCCACCGCUAGCACGCACGUCGAACGCCUCGGACACCAGAUACUCUGCGUCACCACCCACCGCACAGAUUUCUAAUCCAUUAUUAAGCAACGAACUACACACUGACGCAGCCGGCGACCCCACGAUGCAGGGCGUGGGGUUCGUAGGCGGCACGGGUGCACUGUGGGCUGCCACGUCUUUAGGAGGACUUCUGCUCCUCAUCGUGUUUGCUACUAUCACAGUAUACUACCUCAGGAGACGAAUACGACUUGUAGAUGGAAAAGCACCACCGCGUCGAUCAGGAGAACCUCUGCUUGCUGAACGGUAUAUAACGAACCCCCAGUACGGAGUCUACGGAGCGGCACCGGGUGGACCAGCGUCGGUUGCGGGAACACUUGGUCCAGUCACCGCUGAUGACACCAACGAUCCACAAGUACCCCUGUUAGAUAGCAAUGCGUUAACUUUCCUGGAAGAAGUUGGCGAAGGUUGCUUUGGCAGAGUUCAUAAAGGUUUAAUGAGAUCGAAUACUGGUGAACAAGUAGUAGCUAUAAAAGUACUGAAAGAAAGUGCAAAUCGUAGCGCCGAGGAAGAUUUUGUGAGAGAAGUCUCUAUAAUGUCAGCCUUCAGACAUCCCAAUAUUCUAGCAUUGGUCGGAGUUGUAUAUAGAGAUAAUAUAAAUGCAAGUCCCUGGAUGGUGUUUGAGUACAUGGAGUGGGGCGAUUUAGCCGGUGUACUUCGGGGUUCGAGAGGAGGUGGUCGGCCAAGCCCUGUCUUGGAUGAACCUGCAUUACUUCAUGUAGCGUUACAAGUAGCUCAUGGUAUGGAAUAUCUGGCUACUCGGCGAUUUGUGCACAGAGAUCUUGCCGCGAGAAACUGUCUAGUCGGAGCAAAUCUUACAGUAAAAAUUGCUGACUUCGGUAUGUCACGAGACGUAUACACCUGUGACUACUACAAAAUGCGUGGUGAGAGACCUAUGCCUGUACGAUGGAUGUCCCCUGAGAGCAUAUUAUAUGCGCGUUUCACUCAUGAAUCGGAUGUCUGGUCAUAUGGCGUAGUUUUAUGGGAAAUUUACAGUCGUGGCAAACAACCGUUUUACGGCCACAACAAUGAUGGUGCUACUAAGUUGAUAUUACAAGGUAUAGUACUGGUAGCCCCCGAAGACUGUCCGAGAUUCGCUGGUGAGCUUAUGCGCGCCUGUUGGAAAUCGGAUCCCCGUGAUAGAAUAGGGUUCGACGAAAUUUGUAGAAAAUUAGAGGUAGCAGCGGCUGCCAAUGGUGGGACGGUACAGACACGACUACCACGACCGCCGCCACCCGACCAGGAUACAGAAGGAUAUCUAGUGCCAAUUCAACUGCCGCCUGUAGAUUAUUUAGCGCCUUUACCGGACCCAGACCCAGAAUCUGAGUCCGAUUUGAGUGAGGACGAUGAUGAUGAAGAGUUCACCUGACGUCCAGCGCCGAUGCCGGCGUCGCAAUAUGUGCCACGAUCCUCGCCUUUAGGCUCUGCCGCCGCCGCUGUCGCCUUCACAUUCCUGCAAAAGACUUUCGACGAUCCCUUCGAGUGUUAAAAUUCACUGCAAAAAUUUGUGCGUUGUCUAUGAAUGGAAAACAUUUGUAAUAUGAAGGUGAUACUCAUUUUACCUAAGUGUGAUAUUUUAUGAAUAAUUUAGGUAAAUAUCAGUCAUUCUAUUUAUGUGACUAAAUAUGAAUAUAAAAUGUUAAAUCAUAAGUGAAAAAGGAUGUAAGUAAUUAUAUUAUGAAAUUAUACUUGCAUACUUACAUUACCUAUCAUUGUGCCAUAUACCAAAAAUAACCAAGUACCUAAUGUAGAUAGUUAAUUAAAAACUAGGAAAUAAAAAACUAGAUCUUAUCAAUAUGUUGCAGAAAUAUUUCAAUAAUUUUGGAAAUCUUGCACGUUUAUACUCUGAAAAAGCAUAAUAGUAGAUACAGAAGACAAAUGUUUUAUUAUCUAUAUAUGUAUAUAAUUAAAUGUAAUAGGUAAUAGUGUCAAAUUAUAAAUGUGUACAUAAGUUGAAUAUACCUAUUAAAAACGAAUUGAAAAUUAAUAAGUAAGACCAACGUUCUUACCUUUAUGUAAGUACCUAUUUAGGUACCUACCUCAAUAUUGUAAUUGUUAUUAAAUUCGAGUCAAUAUUAAUUAAGUAAUUUAAUAAAAUUUAUAAAUAAACGAAUGUUGUAAAACUGUUUCUAAAUAGAUAAUCAAAAAUCCAAUACUUAUUUAAUUUGACUAGGUACAUAUCGUUUUAAUAAAAAAUAUUUUAUGAGUAGUAUAAUAAUUGUCAAUUUUAAUGUUUGUGAAAUAUAUGUUUUUUUUUAUUAGAUAGGUAGGAAACUACUACAGUUAACUGUAGUGUAGGUAAGUCAUUUUAAAUUAUAACUAUAUGAAGAAGAGAAGAGAAGUUAUAGUUUUUCACUGCUAUUUCUUGCUUUGAGUGUAAAAAAAGUAAGUUUGAGUGUAAGGAGAAUCAUGAGCUUAUCAAGCUUUUGACCCAGAGAAUUAGAGGGGACUGGGUAAGUCAGAGUUUUUAGGUUGUGCCUCAAUGUUAUGGGAUUUUUGAGCUCGUCAAAAUCAAAUUGCCGAUGGCGUAAACAGUAGCAAAUAUUGCUAACGUAGCUAUCAUUAAUUGCUUGUCCCCUAGAUAAUACACUAUAUUUGCUUGUCCUACCAAUAUGAAAACAUUAAUUAAAUAUAUCAGUGUAUUUAAAUAAUUUUCAUUACCAUGAAUAAUUUCCCAAAAGUGGAGUUUAUACAACGCGAUUGCAAAUUUUUGCAUAUAUAUUAUAGAACGAGAUCCUAAUGUAGUGUUUAAUAGGGUUAUUAAACACUGGUUAAUUUGCUACUUGCGAUACAUGAGCAUUCAUGAGAUGAUUUUAUUUAGUAGCUACCCAUUAAAAAAAUACGUAUUGAUUUUGUUGUAAUUAAAAACCCACCACUGACACUUAAUUAUAGUUAAAAAUACAA
Molecule: messenger RNA, 3657 nt
Organism: Achroia grisella
Lineage: Eukaryota; Metazoa; Arthropoda; Insecta; Lepidoptera; Pyralidae
Product: tyrosine-protein kinase transmembrane receptor Ror-like
Exons: 8
Coding region: 380-2122 (580 amino acids)
Biological process (GO): cellular response to nerve growth factor stimulus; protein phosphorylation; cell surface receptor protein tyrosine kinase signaling pathway
Cellular component (GO): axon; signaling receptor complex
Molecular function (GO): neurotrophin binding; ATP binding; transmembrane receptor protein tyrosine kinase activity
Source: RefSeq, a predicted model, not a curated record